GACGGCAAAAAGCCUCCGGCUGUUUGUAACUGUAACCUGACUAACCUGACGGUGAAUCAAGAUUCUCAAUUCUCCGGUGCCGUGAAAAAUUUAGAAAUGAAGCUGGAUAAAAUUCUUGCACAGAAUGUGGAUACAAAAAUACAAAAACUUCUCGAAAGGAAUUCAAAAAUACAGCUGGACAAACUUAUUGGACUCCUCAACAAAACUGCCCCUCCAGACGUUGUGACUACGACAUCGUCGAACGAGACCGAUAACUGCGACAGCACCCUCAAGAAGAUGGAAACGAACCUGGAAAAACUUAUCAUUAAAACGCUGGAAACGAAGCUGGAAAAACUGCUCCAACAGAAUUUGGAAACAAAGCUGGAAAGACUUACUGCACUAAUAAACAAGACUGGAGAUCCAGAAAUUGAAACCAAAUCGUUGAACGCGACCUGCGACGCUGCCCUCAAGAAGUUAGAAACAAAGCUGGAAAAAAUAAGAAUACUGACCAACAAGGCCUACUUGUCAGGUAAAGCAACCUAAGUAUUUCUAAAGAAAGUUUGGCAUAUUGAUGAAUUUUGUCUUAUAAUCUAACUAGGGUUUCAUAUAUACACGUUUUUUUUUUUGGCAGCCAUUUCCUCUUCCUCCUCUUGCAAGGAACUGUUCGAUAUGCACAAGUAAGUAAUCAUUCCAUUCAACGCUUAGUUUGCUGCAUGUUAAAAUCAGUGUAAUCCACGUUUUCAUUUCAGCUUUUUAUUAAAAGGCAUUCGAGUAUGUAGUUUUAAUGCAAAAAAUCGAAUCAUCGGAACAAAAAAUGGAGACGAACGGAGUUAUCAAAGUAAAAUUAACAAAUAGAUAUCAGAAAAUGAUGACAAAAAGAUUAAAUAAUCCAAAUCAUUACACAAUUUGUGAUUAUCCAGUGACAAAAAUCGAACUGUGCUCUCAAUUGAAAAACAAAAACUGAAAGCAAACACUUCAGUGGACAUAAUCAGAUUAUUAGAGUCGCACAUUAGACGUAAAGGCAAUCGAUUUUCGACUUGUUGUGUUGUUUGUUUUCGGUUUACCUUUAGUCUUGAAUUCCGGACGAAUCAAUGCACUUGAAUACCUAUAGCCGUUUUCGAUUUAAUGUACUUUUAAUUACUUGACAGCACUCGGAAGUAGAACACAACUUUAAGUCUACGGUUGUGAUCACCUCCAUUUGAAUAACAAAAAUACAUUGUUUGACGUUCAUUCAUAGACGACAUAUUUUUGACUAUCCACUGAUUUCUUCUCCAAUAGCUUUACGACAAGUCGUGUGCAUACGCUGAAGUUUGGUUCGCAAAAGAUCCCCGUUUACUGUCACAUGGGAGACUUUGGAUGCGGAGAUGGAGGAUGGACUCUGGCCAUGAAGAUUGACGGCACAAAGGUACAUUUCUUAAGCGUCACCCCAUGUUUGUGAUAUUGAUAUUAAUUUUCUAAUUUCCGUUUUCAGAAAACUUUUCACUACGAUUCUCACUUCUGGAGCGACAAAAAGCCAUACAACUUUGCCGGAGGAAGGACCGGGUUUGAUUCACAAGAGACCAAGUUGCCAACCUACUGGAACACAGCCUUCUCCAAGAUCUGCCUGGGUAUGAAGAUCGGCCACCAAUUACGGUUCGUUACUGUCAACAAGUACGCCAGUUCGUUGUACUCUCUGAUCGCUGACGGGCGAUACCGCGCCACCUCACUGGGUCGUAACAAGUGGAAGACGAUGAUUGGUUCACAGGCCUCCUUACAGACCAACUGUAACAAGGAAGGGUUUAACGCUAUCUGCGGCUGUAAACGAUGUUCUAAAGCAAGAAUUGGUAUCACCAGUAAUGAAAACAACGAUUGUCACACGUGUGACUCCAGGAUCGGGUUUGGCACUGGGGGAAUCCCCGAUAACAGCAGUACAUGUGGGAAUGAGGCUUCUUAUUCACCAGACAAUGGAGACAAGCACAUCAAGACUAUGGGUUACAUCUUGGUUCAGUAAUAAAAGCUAAUAAAGCACUGAACUUGUCAUAAGCGCUGCCCAUUAUCUAUGUAGAUUGCUAGUUGUUCAGAAGAUAAAAAUCCAUAAGGGCGCAUAAACCCAUUGAUUUUUUUUGUUGCGUGAUCACAAUAAACUGAUAAGAAAAGCUAACUGAAUUGAACUUGUCACUGUCAUUCAAAUGAAUAAGUGAUACUUAGUGUACAAGGAGUAAUGGACCGCGUUCUGACAGCGAAUGUGAAGUAAGGAUUAAAAGCGUUUCGUAAAUAAUAAAGUACAUUGCAUCAUUUCUCAUUUCUCAGAAUCGAAAAAGAAAAUUACAGGGUAAAUUUGCAUAAGAAAAAGGUUAAGACUAUGCUUGAUCUUCGAUUUAAAGGGCAACUUAAAAAUUGUGCUUUCAGAUUUUUGUAAGUCAGAGUAUUCGGUGCUUAGACAGCUAAUUCCAGUUCUCAAAGUUGGUCAAAUAACUAGCCUGCAUGCAAAUCUCUCCUAAUUCCGCUUUUACUUCGUGUACCGGACACAAACGACGUAAAACGAAAGACCUCUAUGUUUUCUCCGGUGCACGAAGUAAAUGCCCCUAUUUUCUUUGUUGCAGAAAUAGGAGGCGUAUGCGCGCUGGCUGCUACCAAAUGAAAAGGUUGUGUGGUACUACUUUCGACGCCUGCUACCUUAUUGGUACUUAAUUUCGCGAUUUUGGCGCGACAGUAUUUCGCGGGGUUUUAUUUUCGAGAUUUCAACAAGUAAACAUGAAAAAUGGGCAUUAAAUUUCGCGAUUUAAGCUUUCUCAUCUCCUUUUCUUUUGGUAAAAAGUAUGAACCUUUAAGAAAACUAGAUAAACUGGAACAAGCAAUGUGUGAAAUCUUUGCAAACUAACUUCAUUUCACCCUGACAACAGACGAUAUAAAAUGGAGCUUACCAGUAAAACCAGAAAGCAAUUUGUGUUUGUCGAUACCUAUCGUUGUUAUUACAUGUCAAUUGUUAUUUGAAUUUCCUAUAUGCCUUUGGGUAUUAAAUUUCGCGAGGAUUUAUUUUCGAGGGUCAUUAAUUUCUCGAUUUUUCUGGAAUUUAGUAGAAUUAGAAUUAGAAUACCUAUAGCGAGACGACGUUUUCAUCAUGUUCCUGGUCUGUUCAGUCUCUUUAGUUUUAUUUUGGUCAACAAGGAAGUGGUAGCGUAGUGACAAUGGUAUUAAUUUUUCUGGCACUCUUUCCUCAGUAAUUUCAAUAUAUCACUUCUCUUAUAUUUUCUACUGUUUCUCAAGUGGCAAAGAUGUUAAAAACAUCCGAAUGCAAGCUUCAAGCAGUUUUCAGUUUUUCUUUCGGAGAGUAGUUGUUGAGCGAGGGAAACAACCAUGAAUGCUGAAAACUUCCACGUGCGAGUAGCAUAACGCGCGUGGAGAAGCUCGGUGUGAGUCCAUCUGCUUUUCCCACUCUCGUGGCGAUCUUUCCCUUUUCGCGUUUUACGUCGAAUUCGACCAAAUAUUUACCUACAUUCACUUCACACACGUGAACAACUGUCAUCGAGCAGGCCUCAGUUGUUCAAAAGGAUAACGCUAUCCACUGGAUAGCGCAAUUGGAUUUUCUAAUACUUAGCCGCUGGAUAGUGAUUUAAAGGGAAGAUAGCGCUACCAAACGUUUGAAACUGACUGAGGAAAGCUGCCAAAGGCCGGUAACUUUACAUUUCUUGAGUGCUGUGACCUAGAAAUGUUUACACAGAAAUCAGACGAGUUUACGAAUAAUUAGUAAAUUAGUCACGAAGCUCCAGCAAGAUAAUUUUCUCGUUUCACUAACAAUAACUUCAGAGCUGAUAUGAGUGGAAAUGAAAAGCAAGUUGAUUACCAAUAAUUCAGUACCAUCGAAUCCUCAAAGACACUCAGUCAAAGUAUUCAUUGAAGACGCUUAACGGGUUCAAGAUGCGCUGGCUGGUUUUUCUCGCACUUUCUGUUAUAAUAUCAUAUGCCGCGAAUGGCGCCAAACCGUCAAACUUAAGCAAUAACCAAACACCUCUUCCAACAGACUGCAAACAGCCUUCGCCGAAUGUGACCGAAGUCUGCGACAACGCCCUCAAGAACAUGGAAACGAAGCUGGAAAAACUCAUCGCUAACAAGCUGGAAACAAAGCUGGAAAAACUGCUCCAACAGAACUUGGAAACAAAGCUGGAAAAGCUCACUGCGACGUGCCAGGACGCCUUCAAGAGAGUGGAGUCGAAGCUGGAGAUAAUCAUUGCACAGUCUAACAAAACUUUAUUGUCAGGUACAGUGUCCUUCAUAGUAAUUUUUAGAAAGUUUGACAUAUCGGUGAAUUUUGCCUUUUAAUCUAACAAGGUUUUUUUGUUCAGUCAUGUCCACUUCUUGCAAAAUUAAGGAACUGUACGAUGUACACAAGUAAGUUCAUUUCAGUCAAUGCUUAUUUUCCUGUAUUUUCAAAUUUGUGUGAUUCAUGUUUUCAUCCCACCUUUACCAGCCAUUCGAGCGUGUAGUAGAAAAAAUCGAAACAUCCUAACAAAAAAAACAGCGACGCACAGAGUAAAAAAAAUGUUCAUCUACAAAUAGAUGGCAGAACAUGAUGACAAAACGAUUAAAUAAUCCAAAUCAUUACACAUUUUGCAUCAAGAUUUCCAGUAAGAAAAAUCGAACUUUGCUCACAAAAAGUGAUAAUUCGAGUCGCAGACUAGACGUUAGUCCAAAUUAUAUUCCCAAAGCAUCGAUACACCUGAACGCCUUGGUUUUGAUAUUUGAGUACGUUUUCAAUAUUUGACAGAAUUCGAAAUUAGACCACGACUUCUAGUCACGUUCUAUGAAUGACAGGAUUGCUUUGCUUGACGUUGAUUCGCAAAGAGUAAGAACACAUAUUUUAGGCUGUCAAAUUAUCUCUUCUCCAACAGGUUUACGACAAGUCGAGUGUAUACACUGAAGUUUGGUUCACGAACGAUUCCUGUUUACUGUCGCAUGGGAGACUUUGGAUGCGGAGAUGGAGGAUGGACGCUGGCCAUGAAGAUUGACGGCACAAAGGUACACGUCUUACAAGCACGUCAUUCCAUGUUUGUGAUAUGGAUAUUAAUUUUCUAAUUUCCGUUUUCAGAAAACUUUUCAUUAUGAUUCUCACCUCUGGAGCAACAAAAAUACAUACAACAUUGCAGGAGGAAGGACCGGGUUUGAUUCACAAGAGACCAAGUUGCCAACCUACUGGAACACAGCCUUCUCCAAGAUCUGCCUGGGUAUGAAGAUCGGCCACCAAUUACGGUUCGUUACUAUCAACAAGUACGCCACUUCGUUGUACUCUCUGAUCGCUGACGGCCAAUACCGCGCCACCUCACUGGGUCGUAACAAGUGGAAGACGCUGAUUGGUUCACAGGCCUCCUUACAGACCAACUGUAACAAGGAAGGGUUUAAUGCUAUCUGCAGCUCUAAACGAAAUUCUAAAGCAAGAAUUGGUAUCACCAGUAAUGAGGUCAAUGAUUGUGUCGGGUGUGACUCAGGAUCGGGUUUGGCACUGGGGGAAUCCCCGAUAACAGCAAUACAUGUGGGAAUGACGCUGCAUGGUCACCAGACAAUGGAGACAAGCACAUCAAGACUAUGGGUUACAUCUUGGUUCAGUAAUAAAAGCUAA
Molecule: messenger RNA, 5572 nt
Organism: Porites lobata
Lineage: Eukaryota; Metazoa; Cnidaria; Anthozoa; Scleractinia; Poritidae
Source: the annotation of a GenBank genome assembly